UCAAGGGUUGCUGAAGCAGAGCCGAUCAGCAGCUCAUUGGACUACCCGAACCCGGCUCGCCGCACUGCCAACCAUGGAGUCCGCCUGCUACAUUCAGUCCCACCCGUACGCCGGUAACCUACAGGGCGCGGAUAUAUACCGGACUAGCACCCUAAGCAGCCCCGCUGCACCAAGGACACCCAAACCUGACAUGACUCGGGCUCCCCAGCAGCCCACCUGCAAGAUCAUUACCGACCCAUGCACCGGGAGGACGUACAGCAAGGGCCGGCUACUAGGCAAGGGCGGCUUUGCUCGAUGUUAUGAAAUGACUGAAAUAUCCACCAAUAAGAUAUACGCUGUGAAAGUUAUCCCACACAGCCGCGUCGCCAAACCCCACCAGCGUGAGAAGAUUGUAAAUGAAAUUGAGCUUCACCGGGACCUGAGUCACAAGCACGUGGUCAAAUUCUCGCACUACUUCGAAGACGCCGAGAAUAUUUACAUUUUCCUCGAGAUAUGCAGCCGGAAAUCACUUGCUCACAUCUGGAAGGCACGACACACACUGCUGGAACCAGAGGUGCGAUAUUACCUAAAACAGAUCAUUUCUGGACUGAAGUACCUGCAUCUCAAGGGAAUUCUGCACCGCGAUCUAAAACUAGGGAACUUCUUCAUCAAUGAGAACAUGGAGCUGAAGGUUGGGGAUUUUGGGUUGGCUGCACGACUGGAACCCCUUGAACAGAGAAAGAAGACGAUAUGUGGAACACCCAAUUAUCUGGCGCCUGAAGUUCUCUACAGACAGGGUCACGGGCCGGAGUCGGACGUGUGGUCUCUCGGCUGUGUCAUGUACACUUUGCUUUGUGGAACCCCACCUUUUGAAACAUCUGACCUGAAGGAGACCUACCGCUGCAUCAAGCAAGUGAAGUUCACCCUCCCUGCCUGUCUCUCCUCUGCUGCCAGACAUCUCAUCGUAGGGAUCCUGAAACGCAGCCCCUCCGAGAGGCUUACCCUCGACCAGAUCCUGGAACAUGAAUUCUUCACAAAGGGCUACACACCAGACAAGCUUCCACCCAGCAGCUGCGUGAUGGUUCCAGAUCUGCACCCACCAAAUCCUGCCAGGAGUCUCUUCACCAAAGUUGCCAAGAGCUUGUUUGGCAAAAAUAAGUCAAAAGCAAAGAAAGCUCCCUCGGAGGAGAAGGAAGAGAUUUCCAAGCUGGUCACCGGGCUGGUGAAGACAUCAAUCUGCCGGCAGCUCAGCUAUAAAACUGUGGACGGGAAUGAGGUUGCACCGGUAGCGGGUCUCGCACUCACAGCCAGCUCCAGUCCCGUUGAAGCUUUGACAGAAGAGGCUUCUGGGAAAUCCGUGUCUCGCUCUAUCCGUGGCAGCUUGGUUGGCAGCAGUGACGCUUUUGAAGACUGUGUCACAGCAUCUGGUGUUAUGGAGACUGCUCUUGACGUUCUGAAGAAUUGUCUCUCCUCCAUGCCCAAAGAAGAGGGCAAACCCACCUGCCUGGCAAGACAUGAACCCUUCGUUUGGGUGAGCAAAUGGGUGGAUUAUUCCAACAAGUAUGGAUUUGGAUACCAACUGUCCAACCGCAGCAUUGGUGUUCUCUUUAACAAUGGGACGCACAUGGUCCUCCCAGCCAAUCACAGGAAUGUUCACUAUAAUCUGACAAAUAGCCGCCACUUUGUGUUCCCGACAUCUGCUGUCCCUGAGCAGCUACAGGGCCAGAUGAGCAUCCUACAGUAUUUUGCCUCUUACAUGGAGAAAAACCUGAUGAAGGGAGGAGACCUUCCAUGCCAAGAAGAGGGGACUAAACCUCUUCUCCUGCUCCUCCAAUGGGUAAAAACCGAGCAUGCGCUGCUGAUGCUCUUCAACAACGGGACCCUCCAGGUUAACUUCUACAACGACCACACAAAGCUCAUACUGUGCAAACCUCAAGACUCCUACCUUCUCACUUACAUCAACCGAGACAGAAACUCUCAGACCUUCCUCCUUAGCUCCUUGGCGGAGACCGGCUGCAGUGCGGACAUGCUGCAUCGUCUCAAAUAUGCCGUGAAGCUCCUACAGCAGAAGGCAGCGUGCUAGGAUGGUACGCUCCUCCGCUACAACUACUCUUCUCCGGCCCAAAUGGCCGUUCUGGACUCUACUUCAACAUGCGCUGCAAGCAGCUCGAGACUUGACACUGGGCAGUCAUGCCCUCUUAUUUUGGCUGAGCCAACUUUACUAGAAUACAGUCCGCCAAAGGGAUUUCAAGACCUUCUUCUCUAUGGGAUGUUCACUACAACCUUAAUGGGACUUUGGAUUACUUAGAGGACUGAAAAUAUAACUUGUUAUUUAAUCAAAUGGUUCAUCUAAUCAUUUCAGUGUUCAUUAGGACAUUCCCUACAAUCCCCCUUUGGGUGAAAACUGAAGAUAACAUUCAGACACGUCCAUUCCUGGGCUUGCGAUGCUCUUCAUGUCGUGAACCAGCUGAAGGUUGGUCCAUGGUGUCUCUCUAAAUGCCAAACCAAAAUGGUGACCUAAUCUAUUUCUGGGGCUAGUAAAGGUAACGCAGAAAAUCAAAAUAUUGACCGGCAGAUACAUUUUGGCAAAAGGCUGUAUUGCCUAAACGCGAAGCUGCUAAAUUGCCCUUGAUUGGGCAAAUGAUAUAAUUCCUUCACCCAGCAUAGGGCAUAUUUAGGUUAUUGUUGCCUGUUUUGUACUGUUCUCAAACAAUUGUCUGCAGUGAUCCGAUGUGAAAGUGUCAUGGUGGCCGUUGAUGAGCACCGACCUACCCCGGGAUCUUACAACUGCACCAGCUAAUGCAGGCUGCCCUUGUUAACUUAAUCCAAAGUUUUUUUUGUAGGUUAAUUUGCUUUAUCGUCUGCCGGCUUCUUACUCUGAAAUGAGUGAUCAUUAAGACUAAUAUUGUUUGGGGUGCUACUCAUUAUGGGUGGCUCGCUCUUGUCCACCGUUGUUAAAUGUGCUUAAUUUCUGUUGGUAUUCAGAUGCCCAGACACCGUAUCUAGCUUGAAAUUCUAUAAUAUGCCAAUCGUCUGUUCUUAGUGAAACACUUUAUUUUAUGCAAUUCUUUUAAAUGUUUGAAACCGUGCAAGUCACAAAAGGCUUAUUUGGCAUAAGCUUCA
Molecule: messenger RNA, 3102 nt
Organism: Spea bombifrons (plains spadefoot toad)
Lineage: Eukaryota; Metazoa; Chordata; Amphibia; Anura; Pelobatidae
Gene: PLK3
Product: polo like kinase 3
Exons: 15
Coding region: 74-2062 (662 amino acids)
Biological process (GO): regulation of cytokinesis; mitotic G1/S transition checkpoint signaling; protein phosphorylation
Cellular component (GO): cytoplasm; spindle pole; centrosome
Molecular function (GO): protein serine/threonine kinase activity; ATP binding; protein binding
Source: RefSeq, a predicted model, not a curated record